Clupea harengus (Atlantic herring) is the source of this 645-nucleotide messenger RNA. It is a transcript of the gene fcho2, whose product is annotated as amyloid beta A4 precursor protein-binding family B member 1-interacting protein-like. The transcript has 3 exons. Gene Ontology annotation, biological process: clathrin-dependent endocytosis; synaptic vesicle endocytosis; clathrin coat assembly. Gene Ontology annotation, cellular component: cytoplasm; clathrin-coated pit; clathrin-coated vesicle. The coding region runs from base 146 to 517 and encodes 123 amino acids. Lineage: Eukaryota; Metazoa; Chordata; Actinopteri; Clupeiformes; Clupeidae. The record is from RefSeq and is a predicted model, not a curated record.
GACACCAUGGCUGAAGGAGAGGGGAGCUGUCAGUGACCUUGACGAGGGCCAAUCAUAAUCCUCUCACCUUGACGAGGGCCAAUCAUAAUCCAGAGUUAAUUGGCACCUCCUGAGGUCAGAGGGCGGGGCUUGGGGCCCCUGUGUCAUGGAUGUUGUCAAACACGAUCUCGUUACCACGGAGAUUGCAGUAAGAAAGGAGCGUGUAGAAAGACAGGAGGGGAGCGAGGGACAGAGGAGUGAUGGAAGGAGAAACCUUGCCUCUCUUUUCUUUCCGCCUCUUCCCCCAUCUCCCCCUCUUCUGCUAAGAGAGACGGACUUGUGUGACGAGCCAGCCGAGGCAGCACAACAGCAGGAGUCGUCCUUACCUUCCCCCCUGGACGACCUGCUCCAGCCCAAAACUGAAGUGCCCCUCCCGCCUCCUUCCCCCUUCUACCUCCCGUCCCCUCCCCCCACCCCCAUCUCCCCGUGGGGCGUUCCAGACGACCCCUUCCGAUCCAGCAGCGUCCCCCCUCCCUGACCGAUCCGACCCCCCCUUCAGCCCCCCCCCUUCCACGCAGGACCCCCUCUCCACCCUCUCCUGGUCCCAGAGCCAGUGGGUCGCCUUCAGCGACGACCUCAUGCCGUUACGGCGCGGGGUGGUGCCGC